Zymoseptoria tritici IPO323 is the source of this 3285-nucleotide messenger RNA. RefSeq lists its product as uncharacterized. The record is from RefSeq and is a predicted model, not a curated record. Gene Ontology annotation, molecular function: sequence-specific DNA binding. Gene Ontology annotation, biological process: regulation of DNA-templated transcription. The transcript has 2 exons. NCBI's taxonomy places the organism in Eukaryota, Fungi, Ascomycota, Dothideomycetes, Mycosphaerellales, Mycosphaerellaceae. Bases 1 to 3285 code for a protein of 1094 amino acids.
AUGGCUACUAUGUUCGGAGCUUCUGGUGCCGGAGGAGAUGACGACCCUGAGCAUCGCCGCCUACCGCCAGAUCAACAACAACCUCCUGAUCGUCCCGACCUGCCCGAUCAAUCUGGUUCCGACGACGAAUACACUGCUGGCACCCGAAAAUGCUCGAAAUGCAACGAAACGAAGGCGCUCGCACAUUUUCGCCAUGUCAAAGGUAACGCUACCUUCGGUCUAACAUGUUGGACUUGUCGUAAGAUCACCUGUGACAACGAAGGCGAAAUCGCGAUCGCAGAUCUGCCCUUACCAGGUGGGAUCGGCGCUUCCAAUGUGCAGAAGGCACUGCCUACCGUGGGACAAAUCAUCGACACGUUACGCAAGAAGGCUGAGCUUCAGCAGCGCCCAACGAUCAUCCCGAAAAAGCGCAAGCGAAAGUAUUCGUUGACAACCCACUGCGAAGCAUGCAAGACCUGCUUGAUCGGGGAGGAGCGUGGGAACGGACCCAGUGGCGAAAAGUACUGUCUCUCGUGUGCUAGAAAAGCUCUCCUCGCUGCCAACAAAGCACAGACGUCGGGUGAAGCAAUGGAGAGGAAGGCUGAGACCGGAGUCACGAAAGUGAAAGCACCUGCGAAAGUGAAAGCACCUGCGAAAGUGAAAGCACCUGUCAAAGACUUCAAGUUGCCCGUCAAGAAAGGAGAAUGUAAGAUCUGCAGGCAGGACAUCAUGGUCAACGAUAAGAUGGUGAAAGGACCCGACAAGGAACUGCUGUGUGCGCUAUGCUAUAAACGCUACUGGUUGGCGAAGAAGAAGGCAGACCAGUCUGCUGUGCCGGUCGGAGACUCGUGGAAGUUUUCAGGGAGGAAAGCGAUUUACCAAAGAGGGGAUGAAGAGCAAUCGGAAGUAGAUUCUGAUGCUGAACCAGAGAUCAAGACCGCAGUGUGCGAAGUCUGCACCGGGAAACUGACUCUACCUGUGAGGAAAGGUCCCAAGGGCGAACGAUUAUGUUCCGCGUGUUACACACGCUGGCGGCGAUACGCCAUUCAGGCGGCGGAGGGGUCGGACAAGGAGGUUACGGACUCAUGGAAGUCCAGUAGGCAACGGCGAAAGGAGGAGGCGUGCAUACGCUGCGGAACUUUUGAGAUGAUGGACGACCGGGAGGAUCGCCUUUGUGAGACUUGUGGCAGGCGCCAUGACGCCUAUAUCGACCGCGAGGACCGACCAUCAAUCCGCCCGUCGAACGCAAGCAUACGCGACAUGCAGAUUACCACGCACGCUGAAAUGCGAGAUCUAGCCGUCAGCAACUACUGGGAGAUCAACCCGUCGUACGAUCCUCGUCAUGACAAAGCUGGACCGCCCAUCACGCAGCACAACUAUUGGCCAUUGGAGCAAACUCCACUCAGGCAGCUAACGACGCAACGUGGCAUAGUCCGCAGGCAAAAUGACACGAAGGAUGAACUCAUACGUUUUUUGCAGAUCGCAGAUGCCCUUGAUGGCAUCUUGCCACAUCCAGAUCCCGAAGGCGCCUCGAGAUUCAUGGGAAUGUCUUACUACCAAACGCUGCCUCUCGCCCGAGAGAGUGGCUUCUUUCGACAAACUAAUCCCCCGCCUGCAACGCUGGAAAACUUGAGGGAUUUUUUGAUCGACCCAGAACGAGCCUCAGUCCCUAGCCAACCGAUAGCACAGGAGGACCUUGCUGUGAUGGCGCGCACAUACUUGGCGGACCUCACCACGUCUUUGUCUGGCUUGCAGGACAGCGCAGAAGCGACCGCCAUUGUCGAACAAGUCACUCACCAUACGCACAACCGCGGUCUGUAUGGUGCUCGAGAAGCAAUCGAUAGUCUUCAGGACACAGCUUCGCAUAACCUCCUCCCAAGCGAUACGAGCGGUGCAGGACUGUUGUGCGGUGCACGAGCCUAUGCAGAAUCGCGCAUUGCUAGACUGCGAGCUUUGGGCAUCUAUACAGGCAUGACUUCAGAACAGAUGAUGCACGAGCUAAUGCUGCUUCUCUUCCGCAACUACGAUCCGCACAAUAUGCCGACGGCGGACAUGGUCGGUAUUCCAACAGACGAGUACGAUGCGUACGUUCGCGAGCGUGUCAGUGUCUAUGCCUCGGACGAGAACAACCGCCAGGACCAAUACUUCAGGCGGAUGGCUAUGAACAACGUCGACAUCGAACAAGUCGCAGCUAUGGCUCACCUUGCUCAUGCAGCUCAGCUCGGCGGUGCGGCCGACGACUUCGGCCUGGGCGUAGUCGUCGCUGCCCAUACUCGCAUACUACAUGACGGAACUCGAGAGCAUGUCCCGGCACAUGCACGUAUCGUACGUCCUGGAGCUGCAGAUGCUCCAGAUAUCUGGGUGCACCAUAACACAGCUCUCUCGCGCGAUCAAUAUAGCCACUUCGAAUCAUUCACUAUCGGGGGUCGGAUCGACGCAGCUAUCGAGUGGGGAUUGGAAUUUGCCGAUACUGGUAUGAUUCUGAACACGAGGCGCUUCCGCCGGGAGAAUGAGAGACAUGCAGCUAUUGAGACGAAGGAGGCGGCUCUGCUGAGGGAAAUUGCGAACAAGCGGAGCGAACUCAACAAGCAUCGUGCGAAGUUUCGGCAAUGUUGCGAUCCCUGCCGACAGCAGGAGCAUGAGGAUUGCUCGGGCAAGCCAGGCGCGCCAUGCGAGCGAUGCAAGAACGACGGCCGACAGUGCGGCUGGAACAACGCUGUGUACAUUGAUCCCGGACCAUUCUUCUUCAAGGCUUCUGAGGCCACCGAAGCAAACUUGAAGCCAUGGCAACGUCCGAUGGAGAAUGAGCAAGGGUAUAUGGAGCUUACGAAACAGCAAAAGCCAGGACCAGAGCCACCAGGCAAGCACUACCUUAUGAUCGGCUGCGCUCGCAUAUCCAGCCACGCCGGCCAAGAUGUUAUCGACCAGAACAUGGCAAAUCUUCUCUUGACGCUGACCACCCUCGACCAACUUCACAAUUCCCCUUUCCACAACGACACUGACGAGGGCGAGCGUCCAGGAGGAGCUGCAGCCAACCUUGCACGGCGACUGUUCACCAUCUCUAUUGCUAGGCAUGGCACGAGGGACGUUCCGAGGGAUAUCGGCAACCUCUUUGACGCAAGCCUGAUUGCACACGUUGGUCUGAUUGAUCACAUUACGGAUCCAAACAACAUCAACCCUCCAGUCGAGAUCAUCUACGUUACACAAGGUAUCGCAGGCCUAAGUGUCCCUAUCGAAGGAUGGUUGCCGUUCUUCCUCAACAUCGUGCGCCGGGACGCCCGUAAUGCUGGCACAACAAGCGUGUGA